AUGGAUUCCGGAACCCCUGAAAGUCUUUUCCAAGAAGUCACAGCGAUCAAGUCCAUGAAAUCGGGACUCGCAGGAUCACCAGUCGAGGUGUGGAUCUCGAUUGGUGGUUGGACAUUCUCGAACAAUGAUACCGACACCCAACCGGUGUUUGGAGAUAUAUCAAGGUCUGAUAAAAAGAGACAGGAUUUUGCUGAUAACCUGGUUGCGUUCAUGACCCGCUAUGGGUUUGACGGAGUGGAUCUAGACUGGGAAUACCCGGGGGCUACUGAUAGAGGAGGCAAGGAAGACGACACAGAGAACUUUGUCAAGUUGAUGGAGACGCUUAAGGAAACAUUCAAAAGAAGCUCUCGUGGUGGAUAUGGACUGACAUUUACGGUUCCGUCCAGCUACUGGUAUCUUCGUUGGUUCGAUGUUCCCAAAAUGCUUGAUGCUGGAGCGGACUGGGUCAAUUUGAUGUCCUACGAUUUACACGGCGUAUGGGACCAGGAUAACCCUAUUGGGAGCUACGUGCACGGCCAUACAAAUCUGACAGAGAUCAAAGAAAGCGUCAACUUGCUCUGGCGUAACAAGGUCCCCCCAGAAAAAGUCAUUCUUGGAACGGGCUUCUAUGGGCGAUCAUUCCAGCUCAAUGACACCAGUUGUACCACACCGGGAUGCCCCUUCAACGGGGCUGCAGAAAAGGGAGAGUGUACCGGUGAAGGCGGCAUUCUUGGCUGGUUCGAGAUCAAAGAAAUCAUGAAGAGCCGAAACAUUUCACAGAUCCAUGACGAAGAGGCCGCAGUCAACUACUUUACGUUUGAUGAGAAUCAGUGGGUCUCGUAUGACGAUGCAAAAACCUUCCAGCAGAAAGUCGACUGGGCAAAUUCCGUCGGUCUUGGUGGUCUGAUGGCCUGGGCGAUUGACCUUGAUGAUGAGGACUUCACGGAGCUUGGAGGCCUGAUUGGCCGCGACCCUGGCAAGGGAGUCGACAAGAGCCUGGUGAAAAGAGAGCAGGAGGCCGCGAGUUGGUCAUCUGAUAACGGUCAAGAAUGCUAUGCCACAGCUUGUGGAGAGAAAUGUAAAGCUGAAGAGGUUGUUUUGGAAGAUAACUUCAUAUCCAACUGCCACGCGAAAAUCGGCAAGCAGAUCUGCUGUCCUCGAGACAGGGCACCUCGCAGCUGUCGUUGGAGAGGAGGGAAGGAUGGAAGCUUUUGCCACGGCCAGUGCCAUAAUGGUGAACUCACGCUUCUCUUGGACGGGUACGGCGACUUCCUCUGUACCACCGGAAGACAAGCAUUCUGCUGCACAGCGGAUCGGUAUAAGGAGCUCCUAGAUGGCUGCAGUUUAGGCAGCUGCGGAGGUUCUUGCUCUAAAGGGACCACGGAGGUUGCCAAGCAAUAUGAUUUUGGCAGCUGCUGGAACCAUGCAAUCCAUGGAUACAAGCGACCCUGGUGCUGCAAGAAGCCUCUUAAGGAUUGCCAUUGGGUGGGAAAGGGGAGCUGCGAUGAUAACAAUUGUGACAAUGACGAUGUCCAGCUCUCCCUCAGUGGCUAUGGUGAUUCCGCGACAUUAUGUGGUGUUGCUGGACGCAAGAAGAGUCUGUGCUGCGCGCCGCCAGACAACGUCGAGUUGUUCACGCCGGUGGCCCUGGAGAAUCUCUUCCCAGACCCACCCCCUGAAACGGACUCUGUCAAGUGGGAUCUACAAUUCCUGGGAGGAUAUGCAAACAAUGGACAGACGACACCACGUGUCCCCAUAACGAACCCAAAUGAUGGGGCUUUUGGGUUUGUAUUAAUCACUGGUCCCAAAGACAUCGUCUCGAGUCUCUCAAAGCGAGACGGCUCCCAUGUCGAGUUUGUCGACUGUCCUUCCAUCACUUCAUCUGAGCGUCAAAAAACUCGCUUGAUUUGCACCACUGACGAGGAGGACAGCAACUGUGAUGACAUCUUAGAUGGCGGACUCGAGGGAACAGUCGUGCGCAUGCCGGAUAACUGUGGUCCUGGGUCAUAUGCUGUUGCUCAUUCCCUGAGUCCGUCUGGGAACCAAACUCUUCCGCCAUCUUUGACAAAGAGGAUGGCAAGCAGCAGGAAGGUUAUGGAUCUAGAGUUCUCGUACGACUUUACUCUCAUGAAGCGAUCUGAUGAGAAGGUCCAACUGCGGGUUGACUACUCCAAUCUUCCAGGAUACUGGGACACGGUAGUAGAUGAGCCAGGGGAAAAGUCUAAGCGAGAUAUCAUAGACAAGCGAUUCUUCUCCUCUGACAGUGCAUCCUGGGGCCGUAAAUUUGAUCGACUCUCUGAAAACCACAUAGCCUACUACACCGAUCUCUCAGAGCCGGCAUCAGAAGUCAUCAUCGACGAGCAGCUCCAAUGCGGAGGCGACUCGUACCUACAGAUCGAAUCCCAAGGCACCUGUACCCUCCAAGUGAGAUUCGGGUUUACGAUCAUCGGCACACUACAGCCUCUUCACAUUGAUGAGGCGUAUGGGUUUGUUGAUCUCAAGCUGGAUUUGGAUGCCACGGUCAAUGUUACUGGAAACGCGGCGGUACACACCGAAUAUAAGACCAGGCCGGCUCAUAUCACCCCCAAUUCAGAUAUCGUGUUCUCCCACCCAGGCAUUGUGUCGUUCAAGCCGACGUUUGAUAUCCAGAUUGGCAUUAAAGGCGACAAUUCCUCAUUUGCUGGCGCUUUCAACACCCAUUUUCGCACCCAGACGGACCCAUCAGUGAACCAUGGGUGGAUGCGAUUGACAUUCCCAAACAGUGCUGGCGGUACACGCGGUAGUCUGAAAGGCUCCCAUAUCACGAAUAACUUCCAAGGACACAUGCAUACCGAUAAUGGGAACGUCGAGGUUACCCUAAACCCAAAGUUCGAAAUGGGGAUCGAACUCAACCAAGAAAGCUCCACGGCGAUUGCUCAGCGCGAACGAGGUGACAUUCAAGCCCGAGGGAGUAGCAAUCCCCUCGUUGGCUAUCUACUGAACGUCUAUUCGCCCAACAAAGUUAUCUGGGGUCAGAGUGGCGUCGACCUUCACUUGGAUUCAUUAUAUUACUCUCUGACAAAUUUUGGAGAUGGUACUAUUGAACCCUGGAAUAGCAUGGUCAAGCCAGGAGUUGCUGUGGGCAAACAACCAGGAGGGGUCCACCUGCAUGAUCAGGAUGAGAACAUCGGUGGUAUACCGGUCUACAGGGACCGUCUAAGGCCAUGGACCAUGUUCAAGUCCGACAUCCUCAGCUGCCCUCGUAACGAGGACGAUGACGAGCCCCUGUGUAAAGCUGUUGAUCUGUGCGAAACUGGGCUUAUCGACGAUUGCGACAUCGACCCGCCUGGUUCCCACCGUGGGCGGGCUCCUGAUCAUCAGAAGCGUGUUCCACUGUUUUUCACCGGGGGGGUUCGGCCUCCAUAUAUGUCGAGAUGCCUGGCUGAAGAUACCGGUAGAAUGCGCGGAUGGCAAUAUAAGAAUCUUGAGUACCCAACACAAUCCGACUGGAGUACAGAUGAUUACAACUAUGACAACUCACUCGAUGCCACCGACUUCUCUGAUUGCACAGCUAUAACUGUGAAAGGGCACAUAGUUCCUAAUAACCGGGAAUACGUCACUGAGCACAUCAUGGAGCUCCAGACAUUGAAGCUAUUCUUCAAUGAUGUGGCUGGCAAUAUAUUACCCGACGGAAUGAGCUCGAUCUACCCUCAGAUCUACUGCGAAUUUGUAAAAAGCUUGACCGAACACUCGUUGAAAAACCCGCCGACCACGCCAGGAAGUACAACCAACAGCGAUGUCCCCACAGUUCGCCUGAUGCAACUCCAUGGCUGGACUGAGAACUGGGGACAUUUUGCUCUUCUAGAGAAAACGAUCAAUAGGUAUAAGGAACUGCUGUGGGAAGGGAAAAAUCCCAUCGAGCAACGAAAACGAGUGGAGCUGAACGGUGAUCGCACUCGAUGGGAGGAAGGACUCACCAAUAUCCGCACGACCUUCAACGUCUUUGCCUACCUCAACUUCCCCAACAUCCACGGCAACCUGACGAUAAUCUCAAAUAACAUCAAAAACGAGCUACAGCGCGCUGACAAAGACUGGGUCGCGGCUGGGAAGGGAAGAUCGCUCACGCGUAUCAAUGACUACUGGAGCAACUGGAUCAAUGGCCACUUGCAGCGUAUGCAGAACGACGGCAGGGUCUGGGUGACCCUGUGUAUCCAGGAAAUGCGGGCCACCUGGUCCGGGGCUGACCCCGGGGAUAAGACAGCGCAGUAUGUCCUGGCUGCAUUGCAGUACUUUGAUUCGCAACUGCCAUCGAUCACUGUGAAUUUGCAAGGUCUGAAUUAA
This is a messenger RNA of Aspergillus campestris IBT 28561, 4299 nucleotides long. Its product is annotated as glycoside hydrolase family 18 protein. Lineage: Eukaryota; Fungi; Ascomycota; Eurotiomycetes; Eurotiales; Aspergillaceae. Gene Ontology annotation, biological process: carbohydrate metabolic process. Gene Ontology annotation, molecular function: chitin binding; hydrolase activity, hydrolyzing O-glycosyl compounds. The transcript has 11 exons. The coding region runs from base 1 to 4299 and encodes 1432 amino acids. The record is from RefSeq and is a predicted model, not a curated record.